Molecule: messenger RNA, 1222 nt
Organism: Nicotiana attenuata
Lineage: Eukaryota; Viridiplantae; Streptophyta; Magnoliopsida; Solanales; Solanaceae
Product: basic leucine zipper 23-like
Exons: 3
Coding region: 314-1111 (265 amino acids)
Biological process (GO): regulation of transcription by RNA polymerase II; DNA-templated transcription
Molecular function (GO): RNA polymerase II cis-regulatory region sequence-specific DNA binding; DNA-binding transcription factor activity, RNA polymerase II-specific
Source: RefSeq, a predicted model, not a curated record
CUCUUUUCUCCCUCCUGUCCAGUGUAAUUCCCUUGUAAUCUACACAUAUGAGAUAUGACCCCUUCGCUUUCUCCAUUCUUUUUCCGCCAUUGAAAGUGACUUGCAUCUCAGCAACCCCUUUUUAGCGACCCCCCAUUUUCCAUAAUACUUUUGAAAUAUCGACGUGACCUUAAUUUCUCUCUAGCUUCUCGUGAUCUUCAACUCUGUUUAUAAACUGAAACGCCAUUCUCAGUACAAAGUGCUCCACUGACUGGAUUUCUAGGAGUCUCUUGAUUGUCUAUGGUUCACCUUCAGGCUCUUUUGGAUAUCUAUAAUGCACAAUGGGGAGCUCGAAUUCUCUAACCAAGAAAUGGUGUCAAGUUCUAAUUUUGGUGAAACUCCAGAAUGUAGUUCCACGGAAAGGCUUUUCAAUGAAAUUCUCUCGGACAUGCACGCUUGUAUUCAUACCCACACUUGCAAUCCACCCGGUCCUGAUAACUCACACACACACACUUGUUACCAUGUUCACACCAAGGUUGUUCCUCACCCAACCGAGGAUAAGAUCCUCAGUGAUGAUACUUCAGAGAAUAAGUUAGGAAAGAAACGCGCUUUGAGUAAUAAGGAAGCAGUUCGCAAGUACCGUGAGAAAAAUAAGGCUCGGGUUGCAUCAUUAGAGGAUGAGGUAGUUAGGUUGAGGGUUAUAAAUCAGCAAUUGUUGAAGAGGCUACAAGGUCAAUCCGUCUUGGAAGCUGAGAUUACCAGGCUCAAGUGCUUGCUUGUGGAUAUCCGAGGAAGGAUUGAAGGUGAAAUUGGAGCUUUUCCAUAUCAGAAGCCAAUGGAGAGUGGGAAUGUAUGUCAGAAUCUUGUUAAUUCUAACCUCCCUGGAGCUUAUGUGAUGAACCCAUGUAACCUACAAUGUGAUGAUCAGGUUUAUUGCCUCCAACCCGGUUCAGAAGAAUUAAACGGACAAGGCCUCAAUAGUUGUGGAUUUCAGACUCUUCAGUGUUUAGGUAAUCAGGAACCUAAGGAAGUUACUGGGUGUGCAUUGGCCUAUGGUACUCCUACUGCUGAGGCUUGUUCCGGGAAUAGGAGAAAAGGAGGGAAACGUGCAGCAAUGGCAAGUUGGUCAUGAACUGAAGGAGGUGUCUUUGGUCUUGAUAAUAAUGUACAUUGUAUUAUGUUUCUUCUACUUACUUUGGGAUUUUUUUCCGGUGUCUCUUCUUUGCUAAGUUCAAUUUUAUUA